CGCAAGGGGAGGCAGCAGCAGCUCUGCAAAAAGACGCUGCAGUAAUUGUUAGUGUGGAUGCUGUCCCGAUGCCGAGAAGUUGAUAACGUCCUGACUACAACAUUUUAACCAUACUAAGGAAACGGUCGCGGAAAAAGUUAUUUUGAAUUGCCUAUCCCUCGCCACCUGACAAGGAAUAGGGUACAGAAUAAAUCACAAGAGGUUGUUGGAGUGAAAACGCAUUCACCAUCCUAAAGGAUCGUUUAGAAAGGAUACCGCUUUGUCUUUUGGAAAUGGAUUUAAUUUAGGAGUUUUUUGACUUUAGUUUAGAUUUUUACUCUGCCUUUUUCACUCCACAAGGGAUUUGUUUAAAGAAGCUACCGUUAUUGUUGGGAUAUUUGCUAACGGACGUGCGUGCGCUCAGUGGCAGAAAAGGAGCAGAUGAAUGUUUAGGAAGAAGCCUUCAGAAUGAAGACCGAGGCCAAGGGUUUGGGGCGGUCGGUGUCGAGGUCGCUGCAGAAUGAGGGCCGGUGGAGCCGAGGGGUCCUGCUGCUGGUCUACAUCGUCCUGGAGCUGAUCACCGUCCACUCCUCCACCGUCCUGGGGAACCUGGAGCUCCAGCUGGACGAGGAACAGCCAGCCGGGACCAUCGUAGGGGACAUCAGCGCUGGGUUACCGCCUGGUGUCACCGCAAAUCUUUACUUCAUUUCAGACCACGAGGGCACCGGGGUGGGGAGUGACCUGGACAUAGACGAGAGCACAGGCAUCAUCAAGACAGCCAAGGUGUUGGACCAUGAGCUGAGGGACCGAUACAACUUCAUUGCAGUGACUAUGACGGGUGUGACCGUUGAAGUGACCAUCACAGUGAAUGACAUCAAUGACCAUGCUCCUACAUUCCCCCGGAGGAGAGCGGCGUUCAAAAUCCCGGAGAUGACAGCGGUGGGAACCAGGUUCCCCCUAGAGCCGGCAGUGGACGGGGACAAAGGCCAACUGACUACGCAGGGAUACCUCAUCAAUGAUGGGAACCCCGGCCAGGCUUUCCUCCUGGAGACCCGGAGAGGAUCCAACCAGGUUCUCUAUCUGGACCUGGUGGUCAACACUCUUCUGGACAGCGAGACCAGACCGUCUUAUACGCUAUCCUUGGAGGCGUUCGAUGGAGGCUCCCCUAAGAGGACUGGUCAGAUGGUGCUAGAUGUGACGGUUCAGGAUAUCAACGACAAUGCUCCAGUCUUCAACCAGAGUCGCUACCACGCCAUUAUCUCAGAGAAUCUGCAGCCGGGUAGCAACAUCCUCCAAGUCUUUGCCUCUGACGUCGACCAGGGAGACAACGGUCUGGUUCUGUACGAGAUCAACCGCAGGCAGAGCGACCCGGAGAGCUACUUCGUCAUCGACUCUCGUACGGGUGUCAUCACGCUCAACAAGCCUCUGGACUUUGAGAUGCGGAGGGUCCACGAGCUUGUGGUCCAGGCGAGGGAUAACGCCACGCAGCCCGAGGUUACCAAUGCCUUCGUCACAAUCCACGUACGUGACUACAAUGACAACCAGCCCACCAUGACCAUCAUCUUCCUCAGCGAAGACGGCUCCCCACAGAUCUCCGAGGGUGCCCAGCCUGGCCAGUAUGUCGCCCGCAUCUCCGUCACCGACCCAGACUACGGAGAAUACGCCAAUGUCAACGUCUCCUUGGAAGGAGGGGACGGGAAGUUUGCCCUGACCACCAAGGACAACAUCAUCUACCUGAUGUGUGUGGACCAGAUCCUAGACCGAGAGGAGAGGGACACAUACGAACUCAGGGUGAUGGCUACAGACGCAGGCACCCCUCCUCUCAGGGCUGAGUCCUCCUUUACGAUACAAGUCACUGACGUCAAUGACAACCCUCCUCUGUUUGAUCAGCAGCAGUACAGACAGGUCAUACCUGAGGUGGUGUUCCCAGGGAGCUUCGUGUUGCAGGUCACGGCUAGAGACAAAGACCAGGGGCCCAAUGGAGACAUCACAUACAGCCUCCUCCAGGAUGGCAAGGCCGGCCAGGAUGAGAACCAGGCCCAGUGGUUCACCAUAGACCCAGUAACAGGGAUCAUCACCACACUCUCCCAGCUGGAUUACGAGUCGCAGCCCAGGCCGAAUGUGACAGUGGUGGCUACAGACAGAGGGAGGCCUUCCCUGUCCUCCACAGCUCUGGUCCAUGUGGUGCUGCAGGAUAUUAACGACAACGAACCUGUGUUCGGUACCAACUUCUACAACGUAUCGAUCAAGGAGAACACGGCCGCUGGGACCUGCAUCCUAGAGGUGACAGCGACAGAUGCGGACGGUGGCUCCUUCGGCUCCAUCAGCUACUCUCUGGGGUCAGGAAUCAACAGUGCUGUCCCCUCCCAGUUCUCUGUAGGGAAGGAGACAGGACAGAUCUGUACCAACGUGGCUCUGGACAGGGAUCAGGGACAAACCAGCUAUGACUUUACCGUCACCGCCGUGGACGGGGGCGGUCUGAACUCUGUGGCCUACGUCAGGGUGGACCUGCUGGACAUCAAUGACAACAGACCAGUCUUCUACCCUGUGAGCUACGCCGUCAGCCUUAGCUCCCAGAGUGCACCUGGCACUUCUGUUGUCAAGGUUACGGCCCUUGACCCCGACACUGGGGAGAACGGGAGGGUCACGUACCGAACCGUCCCCAGGGGCGACUCCCCCUUCUUCACCCUCAACAAAGACACAGGUGUGAUCUCCCUGUCCCGGUCGCUGCACGGCAAGGCCAACACGGUGAUUCCCAUGGUGGUUUCAGCCCAGGACGGAGGGGGUUUGGCAGCACUGGUCAACGCCCGGGUCAACAUCAGUGUGGUGGCAGGCCUGGUGGCGCCCCCUGUGUUCGAACACAGCCAGUACAGCUUCACUGUAUCUGAAAACGUACUGCGAGGGACUGAGGUUGGCAUCGUACAGGCCAUCAGUAAGAACGGCGGCCCCAGUAAGGACAUCCUGUACACCAUCUCCUCUGGAGACCCUGCUGGCUACUUCACUGUGGACCCAGAGAGUGGUGCCCUGCGGACCAGCCUUCCUCUGGACCACGAGGCCCAGCCUUCUCUAACCCUGGAGCUCCAGGCUCGUAGCGGCAGCCCCCCUGCCUUCGGUCAGACCCACGUCCACAUCACCAUCCAGGACAUCAACGACAACGCUCCUGUCUUCAUGCCCUCCUCUUCUGAGUCUCUCCUCCUCCCGGAGCACACAGAGAUAGGGACAGUGGUCUACAGAGUCCAGGCCAAAGACCGGGACUCUGGCCUCAACGGCCAGAUGACCUUUGAUCUUUCUUCCACCGCGACCUCAAUCGGAGGUCAAAGAACCUUUUCCAUGGAGCGCAGCACAGGGGAGAUCCGGCUGGUUGGCGGGCUGUCAUACGACGUAACGCCGCGUUACGACCUGACGGUGACAGCUAAAGAUGGCGGCGCGCCGCAGCUAAGCUCUACCAUGAUGCUGGUGGUGCACGUCCAGGCAGAGAACGACCACGGUCCAGUGUUCGACACCCUGACCUACCGCGUGGAGCUGAGGGAGAACACGCCGCUCAGCACACGCUUCCUACAGGUGCGAGCUCUGAGCCUGGACACCACGGGUUCAGGCUCCUCCUCUCCACUGGCGUACUACCUGAGACCUGACGGAGACGCAGCAGGGUUUGGCAUUGCAGCAGACAGCGGCUGGCUGUUUGUGAAGAGCGCCCUGGACAGAGAGGUGAAGGACAUGUACAUGUUGAUGGUUCUGGCCACGUCGGGCCACGGGCAGCUGAAGAAGACGGGCAGUGCCACGGUGAGGGUGUCGGUGACCGAUGAGAACGACAACUCACCUCGUUUGACACAGGAGAGGGCUUUCCUGGCCGUGAGAGAGAACCUUCCGGCGGGUUCAGGGUUCGGACGGGUUUCGGCUAUGGAUCGCGACUCAGGGCUCAACGGCAGGCUCAGUUACAGACUCCUACACCCAGACAGAAGCUUCCAGAUCAACUCACACACAGGUGAGAUCAGUACCCGUGUAGGUCUGGACAGGGAGCAGCAGAGUAGUUACCAGGUGUUGUUGGUGGUCCAGGAUGGAGGUACUCCCCCGCGCAGCGCUACAGGGACAGCCUUCAUCACCGUCCUGGAUGAGAACGACAACACUCCCUCCUUCAGACACAGCCAGCCUGGCAGAGGACUGACCAUGCAGGUGAUGGAGGGCCAGGCAUCAGGUCUACUGCUGGGGAAAGUACAGGCCAAGGACCCUGAUGAGGGAGAGAACGGCACUGUGUACUACUCCAUGUCAGGUCCCAGAGCAGAGCGUUUCUCUCUGAACCCGACUACUGGUGAACUGCGUUCCUCCUCUCCUCUGAGUCACUCUGACAGAGCUGAGUACAGCUUCACUGUGUCCGCCACUGACCGAGGCCAGCCAUCUCACAGCGCUACCUGUACACUACACAUACAGGUCCUGAGUGCGAGCAGAGCUCCUUCCAAAGCCAACUCCCUCUCCAUAUACUUAAACUCCGUCGAGGAGGCCAAACCGGGCUCUGUGAUUGGCUCUGUGAAGUCACAUGACAGCUUAGAGCUCCCUGAGGCUGGUCAGGUGACCUAUACGGUGGUGGGCGGGUCAGACCGAGACGGAACGUUCAUGGUGGACCGUCAGACAGGUGACGUGUACCUGGCAAGGGAGCUGGACUACGAGCGAUCUGCCCGCUACACACUACAGAUAGAGGUGGACGACUUCUCCAUGACAUUACCCAGCAGCCACCUGGUGCAGCUGGACAUCGAGGUGAAGGACAGUAACGACCACGCACCCUACUUCCCGGAGGACCCCGUUACCAUGGUGAUACCUGAGAACAUGGAGCCUGGGGCAUCCAUCUACACCUUCCAGGCCUCGGACCAGGAUGGAUCAGGACCCAACAGCCUGCUGACCUACUCCAUCCUGCACCAGUACCCUGACCUCCCUGACAUCCUGACCCUUCACCCUUCCACUGGCGUCCUGACCCUGGCGCAGGAACUGGACCAUGAGGUUACUUCCUCCCUCAUCCUGGUCGUACAGGCGACAGACUCCGCCCUGAACGGCAGCCAGCGGCGCUGGGGCUCCGUGACAGCGAGGGUGUUUGUGACAGACGAGAACGACAACGCUCCAGUGUUUAGCUCGCCUUCCGCGGUCAGUGUCAUGGAGGACCAGCCUGUGGGCUUCGUGGUUCUCUACGUUGUGGCGCGAGAUGCCGACCAGGGGGAGAAUAGACGGGUCAGCUACUUCAUCGAGACUGGCAAUGCUGGAGGGACGUUCAGCCUCAACCCUAAUACUGGUUCUCUGUCUAUCCUGAAGCCCAUCGACCGGGAGGAGCAGGUCCUGUUCAACCUGACCAUCGUAGCCCAGGACUACGGGGUACCAGCGCUCUCAUCCAGCCAGCUGCUGUCUGUCCAGGUCAUCGACGUGAACGACCAGGUUCCCUGGUUCCAGGAGAACCAGUACCAAGCCCAGAUUACAGAGAACCAGCCUGCAGGAACCACUGUUCUGGUGGUGUCGGCCUCCGACCUUGACCAAGGUACCAAUGGCCAGGUGACAUAUGGAGGCAUCUCUGAUGAGGGUUUCAGCAUUCACCCAGCUACAGGUGUUAUAACCACCACUAAAGCCCUGGACAGAGAGGCACAGGAACAAUACACACUGACAGUGUAUGCCCGAGACGGUGGCAUGCCUCCUAACUUUGCCCGGGCGUCAGUGAGGAUCCAGAUGUUGGAUGAGAAUGACAACGCCCCAACGUUCAGUAGACUGUACUACAGUCUGGAGGUGCCUGAGAACAUGGAGGCUGUUGAGCUGUUCACCCUCAGAGCUACGGACCUGGACACUGGAGACAGCGGAGAGAUGACCUACAAGAUCACAGCAGGCGACCUAUCAGGUGACUUCCGUGUGGACAGGAAGUCAGGGGUUCUCUCCACCUCCAGACCGCUGGACAGGGAACGUAGGGCCAGGUACAGUCUGACAGUGACAGCCCUUGACGGGGGCUCUCCGGCCCUGAGCAGCACGGCCACAGUAGAGGUCACUCUCCUGGACGUCAACGACCACAGCCCCCAGUUCACCAGCCCCAGCUACACCGCUGACCUCUCUGAGGAUGCUCCUAUUGGCUCCCUGGUGCUGGAGGUCUCUGCUACUGACCUGGACCAAGGGUCUAACAGCCAGGUGCUGUACUUCCUGUCGCGCGGUUCCCAGGGCAUGUUCAUCAUUGACCAGCACACGGGACAUGUCAUCACCGCCGCGCCGCUCGACCGGGAACGAACCGCGUCGUACACUUUCGAUGUCUGUGCCACAGACUCGUCCCCCGCCAGCCCACGCAACUCCACCGCCACGGUCAAUGUGUAUGUACAGGACGUGAACGACAACGCUCCAUUCUUCAUCCAGGACCCCCUCGUCAUCAACAUCUCAGCCUCCAGUGUCUCCUCCCACCGCAUCCUGGCCACCAUGCGGGCGGAGGACCGUGACUUUGGAGCCAACGGCUCAGUGUUCUACCGCUUCGCAAGCCCUGUCCGGGGCUUCACCAUUAACUCUCUGACCGGGGACAUACAGGCUACAGAGAAGCUGCAGGGACUGACCCAGGGCCAGAGGACUCUGAUUGUAGAGGCUAUGGACCAGGGCAGCCCAGCCCAGUCCUCUCUAGGGGUGGUGGUCAUCUACAUCAGAGAACAGACCUACAGGGGGAUCCGCUUCUCACGCCACGCUAGAGAUGUCAGUCUGCAGGAGAACGCUGCCAAAGGUACCGCCGUGGUGCAGACUCAGGCCCAGUACCCUGAUGGAUCCCGUAGUGGGAUCAGUUACAGCAUCUUCAGUGGCAACACCCUACUCUCCUUUGGAAUCAGCUCCUCCACUGGUGAGAUCUGGGUACAGAGCUCCAUGGGGCUGGAUUAUGAGGAGUCCCCUAGACUCCGCCUAGUGGUGAAGGCUGAAACUGCAUCCUCCAGUUCCUUCAUGGCGGUCAACCUGAUCCUUCAGGACGUCAAUGACAACCUGCCGCGCUUCCAGCUGCAGAACUAUGUAGCCUACAUACGAGAGGCACAGGGAUAUCAUUUUCCUAUCAUACAGGUGGUGGCUGAUGACCUAGACCAGGGCCAGAAUGGUCAGGUGACCUACAGCCUGAGGUCGUCGUCUCUCAGUGGCCUGUUCAAGAUCGACUCGCUGACCGGAAGCAUCACCACCGCCGCUAUCAUGGACCGAGAGAUCUGGACACAAACCAAGCUGGUUGUUACGGCGACGGACCGGGGCACACCACGAUUGGCCGGGUCGGCGACCCUCACUGUGAUCAUCGUGGACCUCAACGACAACAGUCCUACAAUCCCUCUGCCGCGUGAGAUCAGAGUACCAGAGAACACUCUGGUUGGCUCGGUAAUAACCCAGGUGACAGGAAAUGACGUGGACUCAGGCCCCGCCCUGUCCUACACCCUCCACCUGGACCCGUCUUCCCAGGGCGUAUUUGGGAUCCACCGCUACGGGGGCGGGGUGUCUCUGACCGCCCCUCUGGACUACGAGGAGAAGACCUGGUACACGCUGACUGUCAGGGCUACUGACUCCAAACACCAGACUGAAGCUAACCUCACCAUACUGGUGGAGGAUGUCAAUGAUAACGCUCCUACGUUCACACAGGAUCUUUACCAGAUGACUCUGGCAGAGCACUCCCCAGCUGGCAGUGCAGUUGUCACUGUGACAGCCACGGACCGCGACUCUGGGGAGAACGGCCGCGUCACCUACAGAGUGAUGUCAUCAACCCGGGACAUCUUCUACAUCGACCCCAGCAAUGGUACCCUGUUCAUCACCCAGCAGGCAGAGUUUGACUCUGAAAACCCUUCUAUCCUGGUGGUAAUAGAGUCCAGAGACAUGGGAACACCAGCCCUCUCCUCCAUCGCUACUGUACAGGUCCAGGUGACUGACGUCAAUGACAACGCGCCCGUCUUCCACCAAUCAGAGUACAGAGCCACGGUGUCGGAGGACGGCCUUCCGGGCGCCACCAUCCUGACCCUAGAGGCGACCGACGGCGACGCAUCACGCGACAACUGCGGCUUCGACUUCACCAUAGCCAGCGGAAACGCAGGCAGUGCCUUCCAGAUCGAGAGCAGCGUACGCUUCCUGGAAGGACGAGGCUUCCAGACGGUAGGCAGCCUGGUAUUGACCGGUGAGGGGCUGGACUUUGAGGCGGUGUCCAGUUACAACCUGACCGUGGUCGUGUCGGACCGUGGCGUGCCCCAGAGGAGCUCGGCUGUCUCUGCGCUGAUCAGUGUGACGGAUACUAACGACAACCCUCCGGCGUUCAGCAGGGCAGAGUUCAGUGUGGUGCUGAGUGAAGGAACAGCCGCAGGGACUGAAGUCCUCAGCCUGUCUGCAACAGACCCAGACUCCUCGGCAGUAGGGAAGGUGCAGUACCUGAUCAGCUCUGGGGAUGAGACGGGUAUGUUCCAGGUAGACCGCUGGACCGGAGCCUUGAGGCUGCAGAGACCACUGGAAAAUGAGAGACAGGCAUCCCAUGUGAUCAUUGUGCAGGCGUCAGAUGGACAGGGUCACUAUGCGCUGGCUCCAGUCACUGUGGAGGUGAAGGACAUUAAUGACAACAGACCUUACUUCCCCCUGCCUGUCCUCACCACCAGCAUCAGAGAGAACCAGCCUCACAACACCCUUGUCACCAUGCUGCACGCCAUCGACCAGGACACGGGAGUCUUCGGACAGCUGAGAUACUACAUGUUGGACAAGACUGGAGAGGGGAAAGACGCCUUCCUGGUCAACCAGACGUCAGGCGAGGUCCGGACUCGCUUCACCUUCGACUUUGAGAAAGUCAACUUGUUCAACUUUGUAGCUCUGGCCAUGGACGCAGGGAACUUCUCUGCCACGGUGACCGUCCAGGUGUACGUGACAGGGGAGGAUGAGUACGACCCUGUGUUCUCCGACCCAGAGUUCUCCUUCUUAGUUCCUGAGGGGUCGAAGAAGGGCCAGAGCAUUGGUCAGGUGACAGCCAGAGACGAGGACGAGGGAGUAGACGGGAUUGUUCUGUACUCCCUAGCUGACCCCUCGCCCUACUUCCAGGUCAAUGCAUCGACGGGCGGGGUUUUCCUGAAGAUGGACAGCCACGUCCAUCAUCUGAGCAGGUCCAAGAGGGAGGUCCGUGUGAUGAACCUUGACCUGAAGGCCCACAGCCCUCUGGAGACAUCCCGUGUGGCCACCGCUCGCCUCACCGUUGACGUAACACACACCUCCUUUGGCGUGGCAUCGGACAUGAACCUGCUGCUGGUCAGUGUGAUCGCUGUGUCCCUGGGAGCCAUCCUCAUCCUCAUCUUCAUCGCUAUGGCUCUGUUCUGUGUGAGACUGAGACGUCAGAGGAAGGAGCAGCAGAGUCGCUGCAGACCUCCAGCCUCUCCCGGCCACGGCACGAUGCUGCACAAACUAGAGGAGACUAAAGUCACUAGCACCGACCGGAGCGACCGCAUCUACCACCAGGCCUUACCAGGGUACACUUCUGACCAAACUGGGAGUGGUGUGGUAGGGCCAUACCCCCGCGGGGGCUCCCUGGACCCAUCCCACUCCAGCGGGCGUGGCUCGGCAGAGGCGGCAGAAGACGAUGAAAUCCGGAUGAUCAACGAGUACCCCCGUGUCUCCUCCAUCUCUUCGUCCAUGCAGGAACACAUCUCAGCCCGCGGGCCAGACUCUGGCAUCCAGCAGGACGCUGACCAGCUGUCUGACGUCUCCUGUGAGCCCAACAUGGACGCCAACCAGUGGUUCAAGGCCAAGAAGCUGGCCAGUCUCAGUGGGACUCUGCUGGCUGGCCAGGUGCCUGUCUACAGGGAGGAUGUAGGAGGUUAUCUGGGGGUAGGGAGGGGGCUGAACAUCUCCCACCCUAAAGACUAUGCCUUCCCAGUGGAUGGUAAACCCGCUGUGGACGGCUCCCUCACAGCCAUAGUGGCCAGUGACGAGGAGCUGAGGGGUAGUUAUAACUGGGACUACCUGCUGGACUGGUGCCCACAGUUCCAGCCAUUAGCAAGCGUCUUCACGGAGAUAGCGAGGUUAAAGGAUGAGACGGCCCCUCCUAACCCUCGCAGACCGCUCCAGCACAAAGCCAAGGUGGACCCCAAACCCCCUCGCAUUGAUCCCCCGCCCCUAAUCACCUCCAUAGCCCACCCCGGGGCGAAGACAGUCCCGGUCAAGCCUGCCCCUGUUAAGCCCUCUGUAGGGAGGUCCUCCUUCCCCCAUCUGGCCUCCCUACGGAGGUCCCCCAUCAGUCACGAGGGCUCCCCCUCCUCAGUAGCCAUGUCCCCCAGCUUCUCCCCCUCCCUGUCCCCCCUGGCCGCCCGCUCCCCGGCCAUCACACCUUUCGGCGUCACCCAGGGCCCCUCAGCCUCCAUGAUCAGCACCACUGAACACAGCAUGGAGCACAGUGAAGAGGCUGAGAUGAGGAUAUAGACUAUAGACUCACAGAUGAGGAUAUAGACUCUAUUGACUAACAGAUGAGAAUAUAGACUCUGUAGACGGAGGAGGAAAUAGACUCUGUAGACGGAAAUGAAGAUAUAGACUCUAUUGACUAACAGAUGAGGAUAUAGAUUCUAUUGACUCACAGAUGAGGAUAUAGACUCUAUUGACUCACAGAUGAGGAUAUAGACUCUAUUGACUAACAGAUGAGGAUAUAGACUAUCGACUCACAGAUGAGGAUACAGACUGUAGACUGAGAUGAGGAUGUAGACUCUGAGGUACUAGAGAUUAGAAGACUGAUACUGAGUUAUUGUUCCUCAAAAGACAGAGGUGAUGUAUCAAUUGACACCCUAUUUAGGUUACAGGGUGGUACCCCUCCUAAUGUGUAAUGGUCACAGUAUCUGGUGUCAAUAGACUGUAUCGUACAGUGUACCUUCCAUUCUGGCCAGAACACAGAGUGUGGUUAAGUACUGUAGUUAAAUAAUGAAGUAACUCUCAAAUGGACUCUCAAAGGUGGUAGCUGCAUCAUAAACCAACGGGACUCUCAAACUGAACCAGAAUCAAAACUGAGGUGAAAAUGGAUGUUGCCUUUUCCUCUUCCCUCUAUCCAAUCAGUGUCAAGAGAACAAAACUACCCAGGAUUUGCACAUUCUAAUGGGGAGCCAUGAUGUCAAUAUUCUGUAGAAGAUAUUUUUAUACUGACUUUGGUUUCUGACUAGAAAUGGCACUAAUUCUGUGCCAGAAGGCUGUUAUAGCCUCAGAAUAUAUUUCCAUAUGUGUAUAUUUCUAGCUAUGUAACAGUAUGUGUGAACUCCAUGUUGGUUCUAUUUUAUGUACUUAACCAUUGUGUUCUUGGAACGAAAAAAAGCUCUAUAUUUCUAUUAGUGUGAUUGAUUGGGGGAUAUGCUGUCAUUUCUUGUAAAUAUUUAUUACGGAGGAGCGAAAAAAGAGCUUGCGUUGCUGGAAGAACAUGAUACCAGUAUCAAUACAGUGUUUGGUCAAGAAGCUUUCAAAAAUAAUCUGCUGAAGUGUUGGAUCCCUCUCAUACUAAUUCAGUGUGCCAUAUGUGUGUCUCCCAAAUGGCACCUAUUGCCUAUAUAGUGCAUUACCUGGUCAAAAGUAGUGCACUAUAAAGGGAAUAGGGUUCCAUUCGGGAUGUAAACACAGUCUUUUGAGUCUUGUUUGAAAGGAUCAGUCAUGCAUGUUCUCCUGUCCUUUGUUUCUUCCUCCAGUCUAGUUUAGGUGAACUUGACACAGAUUGAUCGUGUCCUUUUUUUCAGCUGUCUUUGCUGUGAUUUUAAUCACGAUGAGCCGUACAGGUCUACUUGGUAUUCUAGUGGCAUAGUAGACCCAGACAAGGGCAGAACCACUCAGACACAGACAGGGGAGGUCAGAAACAUCACAGAGACCAGCUGCAAUAUAACUACAACGUUGCCAGCAGUAGAACAAAGGAAAAUAAAACAAAUGUCAUGUAUGUCAGCAGACAGGUCCAGUUGUUAUUGUAGUGGCAGUCUUACAUCCAGACAGACAGGUCCAGUUGUUAUUGUAGUGGCAGUCUUACAUCCAGACAGACAGGUCCAGUUGUUAUUGUCGUGGCAGUCGAACCGUCCAGACAGACAGGUCUAGUUGUUAUUGUAGUGGCAGUCUUACCAUCCAGACAGACAGGUCUAGUUGUUAUUGUAGUGGCAGUCUUACCAUCCAGACAGACAGGUCUAGUUGUUAUUGUAGUGGCAGUCUUACCAUCCAGACAGACAGGUCUAGUUGUUAUUGUAGUGGCAGUCUUACCAUCCAGACAGACAGGUCUAGUUGUUAUUGUAGUGGCAGUCUUACCAUCCAGACAGACAGGUCUAGUUGUUAUUGUAGUGGCAGUCUUACCAUCCAGACAGACAGGUCUAGUUGUUAUUGUAGUGGUAGUCGAACCAUCCAGACAGACAGAAGACAAAACAGCUGACAUGAGGUUUGAGUAGGGGUUGUGUGUGACCUGUGAGGUUUGAAUUCUCCCCAGGAUUUUUUUAACAAGGUGGUGCUGCUGAGUACGGUGGGGUAAACCAAUUUAUUUUAUUUAUAUAUAUAUAUAUAUAUAUAUAGUGACACAGCCAGUACACAUUGUGGCGCAGCGCCCCGCUUACAUUCUUUGUGGACAACCCUGAGGUUUGAGUAGGGGUUGUGUGUGUACCUCUUGAGGUUUGAGUAGGGGUUGUGUGUACCUCUUGAGGUUUGAGUAGGGGUUGUGUGUAUACCUCUUGAGGUUUGAGUAGGGGUUGUGUGUGUACCUAAUGAGGUUUGAGUAGGGGUUGUGUGUGUACCUCUUGAGGUUUGAGUAGGGGUUGUGUGUGUACCUCUUGAGGUUUGAGUAGGGGUUGUGUGUGUACCUCUUGAGGUUUGAGUAGGGGUUGUGUGUGUACCUCUUGAGGUUUGAGUAGGGGUUGUGUGUAUACCUCUUGAGGUUUGAGUAGGGGUUGUGUGUGUACCUCUUGAGGUUUGAGUAGGGGUUGUGUGUACCUCUUGAGGUUUGAGUAGGGGUUGUGUGUGUAACGCUUGAGGUUUGAGUAGGGGUUGUGUGUGUACCUCUUGAGGUUUGAGUAGGGGUUGUGUGUGUACCUCUUGAGGUUUGAGUAGGGGUUGUGUGUACCUCUUGAGGUUUGAGUAGGGGUUGUGUGUGUAACGCUUGAGGUUUGAGUAGGGGUUGUGUGUGUACCUCUUGAGGUUUGAGUAGGGGUUGUGUGUAUACCUCUUGAGGUUUGAGUAGGGGUUGUGUGUGUACCUCUUGAGGUUUGAGUAGGGGUUGUGUGUGUACCUCUUUAGGUUUGAGUAGGGGUUGUAUGUGUACCUCUUGAGGUUUGAGUAGGGGUUGUCUGUGUACCUCUUGAGGUUUGAGUAGGGGUUGUGUGUGUCCGUCUGACAGACUGUAGCUCACUAAGUUCAUCUUAGUAUCGAUGGGAUUCUCUCCAGCAUUCUGAACCAGGAGGAGCUCGUUGCAACAGAUAUUUUCAUAAUUUCUUUGCAGGGGACAUUGUGUUGCACAUAGCCAGAUUAAUCUCUGAAAUACUGCUUUUCAAAUCACAUGCAGGACUGAGACCAGAGCACUAACUAAAAUGCUGGCGUUGCUUUUUAGUUUUCUCUUAGUUCCUUCUCUGAGCUACAGUAUUUUAAAUUAUCAGUAUUGUUAAUUUACAGUAUUAUUAGUUUUCACUAAUAGUUAGGUGUAACUGGCUAAUAACUAGUGUCUGACGAUGCACCAUUUCUUGGUACCAUAACAUAACACCAAUUUCCCUAUAUAGUGCACUACUUUUGACCAGGGCCCUAUGGGGGUCUUUUUCUCCGCAAAAGGAGUGCACUUCCCUAUACAUUAGUUCACUAAAUAAGGAAUAGGGUGCCAUUUAGGACGCAACCCAUGUAGACCUGUGUGACAUUUUCCUUCAUUUGUCACAUUGGAGCUUCUUCUAGCCUGACAGUUUGUGAGCCUUCAUGCCAUUUUGAAUUGUGAACAUGUUAGUUGAAGAAACGUUACCUUUAUUGGCUCUGAGAAACUACAGUAAUACCUUGAGACACAGACGCUAUAUUCCAAAUAGCACUUUAUUCCCUAUAGUGUGCUAUAAAAGUAGUGCACCAUGUAGAGAAUCGGGUGCCAUUUGGGACGCACUCACUCCAACUUAGAAACCUUUAAAAGUGUUUGUUAAGCCAUGUUAAAUUGCCCCUAAAACACAAGGCUAUAUAUGUCUGAAAUUAAGAAGCUGGGAUAUCAUGUUGUUUUGAGCUUUUACUUUGUCCAUUCACCAGUUUCUACAGUUUGUUAUUUAUACAAUUUUACAUCCUCUUUCUUACCGAAUGUAGCCCAUAGUAUACAUGUUCCCCCGAAUGUCUACGCAUAUCAUAUAUCUUCCCUGAUGUGCCAGAUGUUUUUUUCUUCUUGUCAAAGUGCCUGAUUAAAGUACUUAUGUGAAUACAA
Molecule: messenger RNA, 14335 nt
Organism: Oncorhynchus tshawytscha (Chinook salmon)
Lineage: Eukaryota; Metazoa; Chordata; Actinopteri; Salmoniformes; Salmonidae
Product: protocadherin-16-like
Exons: 29
Coding region: 448-10380 (3310 amino acids)
Biological process (GO): homophilic cell-cell adhesion
Cellular component (GO): plasma membrane
Molecular function (GO): calcium ion binding
Source: RefSeq, a predicted model, not a curated record